Scophthalmus maximus (turbot) is the source of this 3711-nucleotide messenger RNA. RefSeq lists its product as uncharacterized. The record is from RefSeq and is a predicted model, not a curated record. NCBI's taxonomy places the organism in Eukaryota, Metazoa, Chordata, Actinopteri, Pleuronectiformes, Scophthalmidae. The coding region runs from base 1170 to 3575 and encodes 801 amino acids. The transcript has 18 exons. Gene Ontology annotation, biological process: microtubule-based movement. Gene Ontology annotation, cellular component: microtubule; nucleus; kinesin complex. Gene Ontology annotation, molecular function: ATP hydrolysis activity; ATP binding; microtubule binding.
UGAGUGAUCACUGGGUUAGUGUAAUUUUAUUAUUGAGGCUUUCUUUUCAUUUCAAUUAAUAAUGAAAAAACUGGUAAAGAAAUGGGGAACUAAUUAUUUAAACCAGCCUCUACUACUUAAUAGAAUAGAUAACACGAGGCUGUCCAGUUCAUCCACCUUUUGAAAAUGUACAUUUUUUUAAAUCCAAACUGCUGCUACCAGGCAUUCAAAUGGGAGAAGACUGAACAUUUUUACAGCUUACAAUAUGCAGAAAAACUCCAGCUACAAUGAAUGGUGAAAUAAUUGAAUCUUAGAUGUGUUAACUUGCAUUCAUCCUCUGCACAUACUGGCUCUCCUUUGAGUCUUAACACGUUCCCCACAUUGUAAAAAAUUUCACAACUCCAUCUCUUCAUUCUGAGGAAAAAUUACAUGCAGGAAUGUCCAGGACUCCUGCUUCUUUCAUGUAGCUGCUACAGACUGCAAUCACCUGUCUAAAGAUAAAACUUACCUGCCUUGAACUAAAAUAUUGACAAUAAGUCAUAAGUCACUAGAUUUGUAUGAGUGUGUUUCUGAAUUCCCCUGUCACAUUUCUGAUAUAAUUUCUCUCUUUGGCUUUAGUAUCAUCUCUACUCUAAAAAAUAAUUCCCACUGAGGACAUAGUGAGUCGGUGUGGUGGUUAGUAUUGUCACCUCACAGCAAGGAGGUUCUUAAUUAAUAUCUAAAAUCCAGGCCAUUUCUGUGUAGUUUGCGAACCUCCACCUAUAGCAGGGAUUGGCUCUGGCCCCCGUAACCACUUCGAGGAUAAAGUGGUAUAGAUAAUGGAUGGACGGACAAGUCUGUUCAUGUCCUUGUGUGAUUGAGCAGAAAUCUUCAUACCUUUCGUCAGCGGUGACCCUCCGUCUGUGAUAUACUUCCCCUCUGAACUGAACCCAGCAGAGCUCUCUGGUCACCCCUGUUGAUUUGCUUCACUUCUCACCUGCCUUCAUUUAAAAUUGAUUACAUGCUGCUUGUGAUUUUCAGUGGGAGAACAUGAGCAGACCGGCCUGUAGCGUCCAUCACGCUUGAAUAAGUCAUAUUAAGGCUAAAACAUACCUUCAGAGACAGGGGCCCUCACAGCUUUUGUUUGUGCAGAGUUGGUUACCACAGAAGUCAGCGAGUUAACUGACUUUUUGGAGCCGUAUUGUUCAAAGAUGAGUACAAUCAGUGAUCUGACUGCUGAAGAAAACACUCAACAGCCUGAUGACAUGGAUCUGACUUGUUGCGAUGUUCCUACUGUCAGCACCUCACCCCACCAGACCGACAUGCCAGGCGAUGCAGAGCCGCAGACCAUGAGAGUUUACCUCCGAGUCAGGCCCUUCUCCAGAGAGGAGCUGGUUGACAACGAAGACCAGGAUUGUGUGGUGAUCGAAAACAGCCAGACGGUGUCACUGAAUGCACCGAAGGGUUCUGCCACCAUGAAGAGCAGCGAGAAGGGCAUCGGCAUGUCAAUCCACAAAUUCUCCUUCUCACAGAUUUUUGGAUCGGAGACGACACAGGCUGAGCUCUAUGAGAACACAGUCAAAAGCCAAAUGUCUGAUUUCUUGGAUGGAAAGAAUGCGCUGAUAUUCAGCUAUGGAGUAACCAACGCUGGGAAAACAUUCACAAUCCAAGGGACCCCAAAAGAUCCGGGAAUACUCCCCCGAGUGCUGGACGCCACCUUUCACCACAUUGGAAGUGACCAGUAUGAGGGGAUGGACGUGAAACCCUACCUCAGAAAUGAAGCACAGUACCUGGGUCCUGACCAAGUCAAGCAGGAGAGAGGUGCUAAAGCUGCCAUUUUUGCCACAGUCAAAGAGGAGUGUGAUCCUCUCAGGGCCAGUAGUGGAUCGGAGCCCUUACCCUGUGCUUCCAGUGCUCUGUCAAACAAUCAAACAGAAGCAGGCAGCAGUCAGUUUGCUUUAUGGGUGGCAUUCUUUGAAAUCUACAACGAGUGUGUAUAUGAUCUGCUUCAACCGUCGCUGUGCUCCAAGUCCAAGAAACGUGCCGCUCUUCGAGUGUGUGACAAUGGUGCCGGGAAUGCUUAUGUUAAAGACCUCCAGUGGAUUAACAUCCACAACCUGGGUGAAGCCUACAAACUACUGCACUUUGGAAACAAAAACAGAAGUGCUGCAGCCACUAAGAUGAACCAGUCCUCAAGCAGAAGCCACAGCAUAUUUACCAUGAAGUUACUCAAGAUUGAUGGUGGUGAAGUUAAAAGGAUCUCAGAGUUUUCUCUGUGUGACCUGGCUGGCUCAGAACGGUGCAACAAAACCAAGACAUUUGGAGAGCGGCUGAAGGAGGCGGGAAACAUAAACAACUCCCUGCUCAUCCUGGGGAAGUGCAUCACUGCGCUUCGAAACAAUCAGACAGAGCGAAUGAAGAGCAGCUACAUUCCUUUCCGAGAGAGCAAACUCACCAAGCUCUUCCAGGCUGUUUUCUGCGGCAAAGGAAGAGGGUCGAUGAUCGUCAACAUCAACCAGUGUGCUUCCACCUAUGACGAGACUCUCCACGUUAUGAAAUUUUCUGCCGUGGCCAAACAGGUGUUGCAGGUAAUCCCUGACAAGCCUCUGGGAUUUCUGGCUCCUUGUCUGGUCGGUCGUGAUGGCAAACCUCUGGUGAAGAAUGGGAUGAUAGACGACCAGGCCCUGGAGAGCUACCUGUCUGAAGACGAGCUGCUUGAUGAAGAGGACGAGGCCAACAUGUCUUUGCUGCCACAGAAUGUACAACUACUGGAGCUUGUGAAUAUGAUUGAGAGCCUCCGAACAAAACUCCUGGCUGAGAGAAGAAGAAACCUAGUACAGGAAAUGGAUAUCCGUAAGGAAAUGGGAGAUGCAAUGAUACAACAGCUCAUGGAGAGCGAAGAACUCCGCACUCGUCAGAUAGAACAGCUGAAGGAGAGCUACCAAGAAAAGCUGGAGAACACAUUUGAGAUGUACAAGGAUGCAAUCAAAAAGCAUGCCUACCAGAGUGCCAUGAACAAUCUGGAAGACGACUACGUGCCUCUGGAUGAAUUCAUAGCGGAAGAGGAGAAAGUAGAGGCCCUCAGACGUAAAGUGGCGGAGUUGGAGACCAAAGGAGUGUCAGCAGUUCCAUCAUUGGACCAGUCGUCCCAGACGCAAACAUGUAAAGCGGCAGAAGCAGCAGCAGAGUUGACUUUUUCUACCCAACGGGACGAUCGAUGCAAACGCCUAUACAAAGAAAAAUGUGCCAUCGAGAGGAUGUGUGAGGAUAAACAACAGUUGAUUUUGUCCCUGGAGAAAAGACUGAUGGAUCUAAGUGAAACACUUCAGAAGAUCAGAGAUGGCUUCCUGGAGAAAUCAGCUGAUCUGGAGGCUCUGCAGAUGAAGUCUGAUGACCAGAAAAAAUAUUUGGAGGACGCCCUCCGGCAGAAUGUUGAGAAGGACCAGGAGAUUGCCUCACUAAAGGCAGAAGUUGCCAAGCUCUCCCAGAAGUCCCCCGUGCAGCCCAAGGUGAAGCGAGGCCUGCUCGCCAACAUCAGGGAAGCGGUCACUUCUCCACGAAAGGGUGCGUCUGGCCGAAUACUAAGGAAAACUGUUCGAACCACUGCAAACCACUGAAAAGGUUUUUAAAAAAAGGUUUUUAGGGUAUACCUGGGAAAGAAACCCAAACAACUAUUUAUUUUAACAUCUUUUAUUCAGGUGAAAUGUUUUUCUUGUGAUGUAUUUUUUUUAAAUAAAAAUGAAAUUAAUCAGA